This is a messenger RNA of Epinephelus moara (kelp grouper), 779 nucleotides long. Its product is annotated as trace amine-associated receptor 3-like. The record is from RefSeq and is a predicted model, not a curated record. The transcript is spliced from 2 exons. Gene Ontology annotation, biological process: G protein-coupled receptor signaling pathway. Gene Ontology annotation, cellular component: membrane. Gene Ontology annotation, molecular function: trace-amine receptor activity. Lineage: Eukaryota; Metazoa; Chordata; Actinopteri; Perciformes; Serranidae. Bases 15 to 779 code for a protein of 254 amino acids.
GCAGAUCUCUGAAGAUGGAGGUUGAGGACGGAGCAGAGCUCUGCUUUCCACAACUCCUCAACACCUCCUGCAGGAAGCCCACCAUUUCUUGGCCCGAAACAAUGCUCAUUACUAUUGUGAUGUACUUUAUCUCUGUGUUUACUGCUGCUCUCAACCUGCUCGUCAUCAUCGCAGUCUCCCACUUCAGGCAGCUCCACACACCCACCAACAUCCUCCUCCUCUCUCUGGCUGUCUCAGACUUUCUUGUGGGCCUUGUGGUGAUACCAGGUGAACUUGGCCUAAAAACAUCCUGCUGGCUGUUUGGUGACAUUGUGUGUACUCUGUGUGGUUAUACUAGCUUCAUCAUUGUGUCUUCUUCAAUCGGAGACAUGGUGCUCAUAUCAGUUGAUCGCUAUGUGGCUAUUUGUGACCCUCUGCAUUACACCAACAGAAUCACUGUGAGAAGCGUUAAACUCUGUGUGUGUCUGUGUUGGCUCGGUGCUGCUCUCUUCAACUGUCCAUUUUUAAAGGAUAACCUGAUUAAACCAGGCAGCUUUAAUUCCUGCCAUGGAGAGUGUGUGACUGUCAUUAACCACUUUGCAGGAGCUAUUGACCUUGUUGUAACCUUUAUUGUCCCCAUUUCUGUCAUUGUCGUUCUGUACAUGAGAGUAUUUGUAGUGGCUGUGUCUCAGGCUCGUGCCAUGCGCUCUCACAUUACAGCCGUCACUCUCCAGCUUUCAGUGAGUCAAAAAAAAAAGAAAUCGGAGCUGAAAGCAGCCAGGACUCUUNAUUGUGUCUGA